Molecule: messenger RNA, 1234 nt
Organism: Thamnophis sirtalis
Lineage: Eukaryota; Metazoa; Chordata; Lepidosauria; Squamata; Natricidae
Source: RefSeq, a predicted model, not a curated record
AUGACGGACCCAAUUAUCCUCAUUUGUUUGGCAGUCUUUGACUGUGUGGUAACGUCUCUGAAAAAUGUCUUCAACAUCCUCAUUGUCUACAAGCUCUUCAUGUUCAUCUUUGCCGUCAUCGCAGUCCAGCUUUUCAAGGGCAAAUUCUUCUACUGCACAGACAGCUCAAAGGACACAGAGAAAGACUGUAUUGGAAACUAUAUAGACCAUGAGAGAAACACAAUGGAAGUAAAAUGUCGAGAAUGGAAACGCCAUGAAUUCCACUAUGAUAAUAUCAUCUGGGCUCUGCUUACGCUCUUCACGGUUUCCACUGGAGAAGGAUGGCCUCAGGUUCUACAACAUUCAGUAGAUGUGACUGAGGAAGAUCGUGGCCCCAGCCGUAGCAACCGGAUGGAGAUGUCUAUUUUUUAUGUGGUGUAUUUUGUAGUUUUCCCCUUUUUUUUUGUUAACAUCUUUGUGGCUCUCAUCAUCAUCACUUUCCAGGAGCAAGGAGACAAAAUGAUGGAAGAGUGUAGUCUUGAGAAGAAUGAGGCUCUCCCCUAUGUCUGCCUUCUCAUUGCAAUGCUCUUCUUCAUUUAUGCAAUCAUUGGGAUGCAGGUGUUUGGGAACAUCAAGCUAGAUGAGGAAAGCCACAUUAACCGCCACAACAAUUUCCGCAGCUUCCUCGGUUCUCUGAUGUUGCUGUUUAGAAGUGCUACCGGGGAGGCAUGGCAGGAGAUUAUGCUUUCAUGCCUCGAAGGGAAAGGUUGUGAGCCAGACACUACCGCAACAUCUGGACAGAAUGAGAAUGAGAAAUGCGGCACAGAACUAGCAUACGUCUACUUCGUCUCCUUCAUCUUCUUCUGCUCCUUCUUGAUGCUCAAUCUCUUUGUGGCUGUCAUUAUGGACAAUUUUGAAUAUCUGACUCGAGAUUCUUCUAUCUUGGGACCCCAUCAUCUUGAUGAAUUUGUCCGGAUUUGGGCAGAAUAUGAUAGAGCUGCAUGUGGCCGCAUCCAUUACACUGAGAUGUAUGAAAUGCUGACUCUCAUGUCCCCACCACUAGGCCUCGGGAAGAGAUGUCCUUCCAAAGUUGCUUAUAAGGUAGAACAACCCUUCUUUCCUUUACGGGCUUCUGGUUAGCAAGAAAUGGGAAAUGAAUAAUGGUAAGGGGUGGCGGGAGAUAAAGUAUUCUGCUAUUUCUUUGAUUUCAGAUUGUCUUCCCAGCUUAAUAUGUACUGCUUAUAUGUUUCAAAUG